AUUUGGAAAUUUCGCAUGUAAAAAUUAAUUUCCCACCUCAAUUUUCCCGUAUUUUGAAUAAUAAUUUUUGUUGCCAAUAUUCCGUGCAAAAUUACGCUGAGACAAUAAAACUGGGGUGCAAAAUUAAUCUCUUGUUCGCGGUCCCAAUACGCCAUGGUAGCCCGCCGUAUUAGUUAACCACCACCACACCACCAGUGUGCAGCAGAUAUGGCGACUUGAAUGGAGUUGCGGUCAAGUCGCCCCGUAUGUUUUUGCCCAGAAUUUCGCGAAGCUGAAAAUUCCGAUGGAUUAACCGGGGAGGAUGGGUGCUAAGGAUUCCAAGCCGAGCGUGAUUUCGUACGAGGACGCUUUCAAGAGAGUAUCCGAGGCUGAUUUUAAACGGCUGAAAGAUGCUUUCAAGAAGAUCGCAGGCCUCAACAAUUACAUCACCAAGAAUGCGUUCAUCAAAGAUGUGCUCGGCGAAGGAGUUCCAGUUCCUGUUGCUGAGCACAUUUACUUGGCCUGUGGUGGGACGUCCAAAGGGAUAACUUUUUCCAAUCUCCUGUGCGGACUGGUCCUCUUGACCAAAGGACGGGAAGAUGAGAAAAUCAAAUUCCUCUUUGGUUUGUAUUCGAAUGAGAGUGGCACAUACAUUCACCGGGAUGAGAUGGUCAAACUCAUCAUCAGUUCUGAAGGUCGACCAAAUGAAACAAUUGCCGCUCUGUUUUUUGAGAGUGAAAAAGUCUCUUACGACCAGUUCAAGGAGUGGCUGUUGCGAUUCCCACAGGCCACUGCUCUUUCCCAAUGGCUCCUGCUUGAGCCAGCUACUAUCCCAAGUCUGCCAGAGGCAGAUUCUCCAACGUUUUACCAAACUUUAGCUGGAGUGACACACUUGGAGGAGCAUGAGAUCCACGGACUUGAGCCUCGUUACUGGAAGCUGCAGUCUACGUCUCCAUCUGGCCAGCUUGAUUUUGAAACCCUAAAGCCGUUGCUCACUCCGCCAGUUCCUCACCAAGCAGUCGAAGGCUUGUUUCGAGCCUUCGACCAAAAUCAUGACCAACAUGUUGACUUUAAAGAGAUGGCAUGUGGGAUUUCAGCUGCUUGCCGAGGCCCGCUUGCUGAGCGCCAAAAAUUUUGCUUCAAAGUUUUUGACAAAGAUCAGGAUGGGCGUCUGAAUGACUCGGAAAUUCACCAAAUGGCUGAUAUUUUACUGCUAGUGAGGGCUGAAAGCUGCGCCACCCCUGACUAUACCAGUUUAGAUUCUGUUGAUGCGAUAGUAAAAAGUUUGGAGCAGCAAGUACCAGGGUGUAUGGAAAGUGGUCUGACUGUGGAGGAUUAUUUAUUAUGGGCUGUCAACAAUCCUCUUACCUCACUUUUCCAGCAGCUAAUUUUUCAGGUUUGCCAUGUUGUAUUAGGACUAAAGCCAACUUCACGCCAAGAAGAGCAAGAGGUGGUUAUGGGUUGGUUGCAGCGGGAGGAGAGGAGAGGUUUCCUACCUGGUCAGUUGUGGUACUUGAUCUCGUACGAUUGGUGGACCUCGUGGCUCGAUUACGUCUCCAACUCUCUGACCAGAGGUGGUUCAGUGCCUAGGCUGACGUUUGCUACCGAGAACCCUCCCAGGAAAACCGCCAGCUCCAGUGCCUUGACCCUCCUAGACCUGCCCACUGGAUUUAGCCCCAGCAGUUCUCCCAUCCCUUCGAGGAAAAAUCCUCCAAGUGGCCUCACCUGUGCUCGUCCUGGCCAAAUUGACAACACGCCCCUCGUCAUACCACCACCAGUGGCUGGGGUCAACAAAAUUCCACCUUUGACCGCUGAAGGUGGCAAACUGAAAAAGUCAAUGCUGGCCAAAGGAAGGGACUACCAGCUUUUGCCACUGGCCCUGUGGAAGGCCCUGGAGCAAUGGUACGGAGGGGCGCCUGCGCUGCCUAGACAAGUCAUCCGACCCAAAGAGGGAGCUGAUCCUGAGCUGGAACUGUACCCUCUGGUUCUCAAGAUCAUGCGCCACCAGGCUAAUCCAAGGACUAACCAGCAACAAACUUGGUCCGACGUUGUCGGUGGUUAUGGUGCUGCAGCAUUAGUGUCUGCUGGUUACGGAUAUGUGCCUCAGAGUACAACACCUAAGAGAUAUGUGGCCUACAUGGCUGCUUUUUCCCGACUAGCCACUGUUCGACAAGUUUACGAAUUUCUGUGCUCCACUUUGAAGCUCAGAGCUGAGGAUGUUAGACUGUGGCAUUGCAAAGAUGAGAUUAACAUGGUAUUACUGGAAGAGGAGGAGCUUACAUUAGAAUCAUUGUGGAUAGAGGACGAUUCGCAAGUGCUGCUGGAGGUUAGAAACAAAGAUCUUACCUGGCCCGAAGAGAUGGGCUCCCUGCAGCAGCAGCAACAGCAAAGUGCCAACAGGCGGCAGAGCAUGCUUGGCCCAACUGAAAAGGGUGCGACGGGUUUGAACAACCUUGGAAACACUUGCUUCAUGAACGCAGCCCUGCAAUGUGUCAGCAACACUAGGCCCUUAACGCAGUAUUUUAUAAACAACAUGCACCUGUACGAGUUGAAUAGGGUGAACCCCCUAGGAAUGAAAGGCAACAUAGCCAAAAAGUAUGGCGAGUUGGUCCACGAAAUGUGGAGCGGAACUGCAAAAACAAUACCUCCCCUCAAGCUAAGGCUGACCAUAAGCAAGUACGCACCUCGGUUCAAUGGCUUCCAGCAACACGACUCUCAGGAGCUGCUGGCCUUUUUGCUGGACGGCCUGCACGAGGACCUGAACAGAGUGCAUGACAAAGUCUACUCCGAGCUGAAAGACAGUGCUGGCAGGCCAGACGUCGAAGUGGCUCAAGAGGCUUGGGAAAACCACAUCUUGCGCAACAAAAGCAUUGUUGUUGAUCUUUUUCAUGGCCAGCUCAAGUCCAAAGUCAUGUGCAGAGUGUGCGGACACGAAAGCGUCCGCUUUGAUCCUUUCAACUACCUGAGUCUGCCCCUGCCUAUGGAGAGCUGCGUCCACAUAGAAGCUAUCGUUGUUCGACUUGAUGGUUCUGUUCCUGUGAAGUAUGGAAUGCGCUUGAAUAUGGACUCAAAGUACUCAGCAGUCAAAGAGCACUUGUCCCAGCUGACAGGCCUUCCCCCGUGCAAACUUUCCCUGACUGAAGUUGCCAGCGCCCAGUUGAGGUUGACCUUUUCUGACUCUGACAAAAUCAAGCCACAGUACGCAAGUCCGUUGUACGCUUAUGAGUUGCCAGCCACCCUUGCCGCCCUCGAAGGUCUUGACGACGAAGAGCGGAGCAGUCUGGGCAGCACUGGGAGUAGAAACAGUGAGGCGCAAACUUUUACACGCAUCCAGCGAAUGACUCGUCCGCCUGCAGACCCAUCCUCAAUGCCUUAUUCCUAUGCUAAUGGUCCCUUGGCGCUCACUCCGUCAGCGAUCAAUACUGCGAAUGGCUUGCUGAAUGGUAACCGCCCUCCCUCAGAGUCUGAGGUAAGGUGGCGUCUGGCAUGCAUGCCCUCCAUUCUCUGUUUCAAGUCUCCGUCGUCAAUGGAAAUGCCUCGUCGGACAGAAAGUGAGUCUUCGCCAGACAGUGCCAUUUGCAGAUUGUCUCCCGACUCGCAGGUCGGUGGAGAGGUCAAAACCAUUAAUCACAGUUCUGAUAGUCAAUUGGGUGGAAGCAUCAGCGGUAGCAGCAGAGGCCGUGGCUCACCGACACCCAGUCUGGGCACAAGCAGCUCAGGUUCGUCUCACCAUCUGCCCACAGCCGAUUGUGAUAGGCCCAACUACAUAAUUGCUCUACACCGAAAAAUGAUUCGGCAAGAAAACUACUUUGUCUCUUGGCAGCGGACUCAACCGAGUUUAUUUGGACUGCCACUGCUUGUACCUUGCGGACAAGGCACCACCCACAAGGCCCUCUACGAGGCCGUCUGGAGACAGGUGGCAAGACUUGUCUCUCCCCUUCCACCUAGUUCUGCCCCCAACCAUGCUCUUGACUGUGAUGAUAGUUUGGGAUACGAGUUCCCAUUUGUUUUGAAAGCUGUUGCCCCUGGCGGCGUGCAGUGCUCCUGGUGCCCUUGGUACAGGUUCUGCAGGGGCUGCCGCAUUCAGUGCUCAGACCUCGAGUUCAACAAUUCCGCAACCCACCUGGCCAUUGAUUGGGACCCGACGGCUUUGCAUCUCAGAUACCAGAAUUCCAAAGAAAAGGUUUUUGUUGAGCAUGAAACAGUGCCAGCCACCCGGCAAAAACAUUCCGAGCCAAUUGGUUUGACGCACUGCCUGGAGGCCUUCACUAGGGAGGAGCAGCUCAGCGAUGAAGAAAAGUACUUCUGCUCAACUUGCAAGGAGCGCCAGCUGGCUACCAAAAAGCUGCAGAUCUGGAGGCUGCCUCCAAUUUUGAUUGUGCAUUUGAAGAGAUUCCAAUAUGUCAACAACAAGUGGAUCAAGUCACAAAAAGUGGUCGAGUUUCCUAGAAACAACUUUGACCCUACGGAAUUUUUGGCUUCGGUGCCCAAAGAAACUCUUCUCCGUCACGCAGAGUUGUUGGAGGAGGAGGCCGAGAAUCCUAAUGGAAUGACAAAUGGAGUGUGUCCCAGACCAAGGGAAAGGGUUGAGUCAACCUCUCUGUCCAACACACCUGUUGUCGAUGGCGCCUUGCAAGACUUCCACCAGCACAAGCUGAUGGAUGUCGCAGACACUUUCAAACUCAACUACAAACUAUAUGCAAUAGUGUGUCACACCGGGAUUCUUGGUGGAGGUCACUACGUCUCCUACGCUUGCAACCCCAACGGCAAGUGGUACUGCUACAAUGACAGUAGAUGCAGGGAGGUGCCUGAGCCACAGAUUGACUCAAGCUCUGCGUAUAUGCUGUUUUACGAGCGGGUGGGUCUGAGUCACGACCAGUACAUGCCGAACGUGGAGGGCAAAACUCCCGACGACCGCACUGACCUGGAUGAGGAAAUAGACUCGGAAAUUCGCAGGAGCAACUGUGUCCUCUCCUAGAUCAGCAAAUGCGUCUACACAAGUCCAAAGAUAUUCACUCUCACCUCUUUGCCUAAUCAAAAGUUUAGUUAUCUCUUCACUUGCACUCUCUCCGUCUCUGUCAGGUAUAUUUUACUACUUUUUCACUACUAUGUACCAUAGGAGGUUAUAUUACGACGGUCCUUAAAUUUAAAAGCAGUGUGGAUGGGCUCCCUACAAAGCUAAUCAUUUGCUCACAGGUAAUUUAUUGUUAAAGUUUGUGUAUUGAUUAUUAUUAUUGUCGGGACCACUUGAUAUUGAUUUGUUCGCUGGAAUACUUUACGGUGCGAGAGUAAGACAAAUCCAUCAUUUGUUGUAUCCACCGAAAUCCACCACAAUUAUUGCUGUGCCAUUCAUGUGUACAUAUUGAAUAAUGGAUAAGAGUGAUUAAUUAACCUUCGUCAAGUGAUAAGAAGUUAAAAAUUCUUUGCCUAGUCUCCUGUACAGCCUGUUGUUAUAAUCGCUCGGAAAAAGAACACUUAAUUAAGUUGGACUUACUCUUAAUUACCGCCAUUAUAAUAAGCGUGCUACUACUCUAAAUGUAUUCCGAUGGAAAAAUAUCAAAUUUAUUGCUUGUUACAAGAUGGUGGAGCAUGGGUUUACUCCCGCAGCUAUAAUCAGUUAUUGUUGAACUUGAACAAAGUCAAGCGAGCGCAUUGUUAAUAAUGAAACUUGAAAAUAAAUCACAUUCCUAUAAGCCUGAACAAAGGUCUAUUUUUAAUUAA
Molecule: messenger RNA, 5700 nt
Organism: Neocloeon triangulifer
Lineage: Eukaryota; Metazoa; Arthropoda; Insecta; Ephemeroptera; Baetidae
Gene: Usp32
Product: ubiquitin carboxyl-terminal hydrolase 32
Exons: 24
Coding region: 302-4957 (1551 amino acids)
Biological process (GO): protein deubiquitination
Cellular component (GO): Golgi apparatus
Molecular function (GO): calcium ion binding; cysteine-type deubiquitinase activity
Source: RefSeq, a predicted model, not a curated record